GAAGAAGAAGGAGCCGUGGAAACAAAGAGACUUGGGCAGAUUUUCUUAGAGGAGAAAAAUAUAAACUGAGUGAAAUGUAACCGGAUGUUGGUGAGGACUGUUUGUUCUUGAAGCAGCGGCAGCUUCAUCAUGUCGGAGGAGGCUGCAGGAGCAGAGCGAGGCCCGGAGGAGGAAGAGGAGGAAGGAGGAGAGGGAGGUGAAGAUGAAGAGCGAGGAGGAGGAGGAGGAGGAGGAGGAGGAGGAGGAAGAGAGGUUCCCAUGCCGACCCCCAAAGGUCCUGUUUACUGUGUCUGCAGGAAACCAGACAUUAACUGUUUCAUGAUAGGGUGUGACAGCUGCUCUGAGUGGUUUCAUGGAAAGUGUGUAGGAGUUUCGGAAAAGUCAGCUAAAUCCAUCAGAGUGUGGUACUGUCCGUCCUGCAAAGACAAAAACUCGUCUCUGGAGAUUAAAUACCGCCCAAAGAAGAACAAGGAGAAGGAAGAGAAAGAGUCAGAGCCGGAGAUGGAGGACAAACCUGAUGGAGACGGUAGCUCCACCCCCCAGGCCAAGAUUGACAGGAGGCGGGGCUCACAGAUCAAACGUUCAGCCCGGAUGUGUGGGGAGUGUGACGCCUGUCUGAGGACGGAGGACUGCGCUCAGUGUGACUUCUGUAAAGACAUGAAGAAGUUCGGCGGUCCAAACAAAAUCCGGCAGAAGUGUCGCAUGCGGCAGUGCGAGGUCCGAGCCCGGAAGAUGCUUCGCGUCAAAGACGAGGAGAUGAGUCGCAGCGGCGGCAGGGGGCGGGGCCUGUCGAGGAAGGGGGCGGGACAUCAGACCGAGGAGGAGGAAGAGGAGGAUGGCGACGAAGAGGCGGUCUUCAGUGAGAGCGAGCUGGAGCUGUAUGAGCAGUACAAAGCUGCCGGAUACAGAGACCUGGUGUGGCACAGCGAGGAAGAGGACGCUCAGUCGGACUCUCUGAGGAAGAAGGCCGUGAAGGUGAAACACGUCAAGAGACGAGAGAAGAAGACGGAGAAGAAGAAGUCUGUCUCUGCGGUGAAAGAGGAAGUGAAGCCUGAAGUGAAGCCUCGCCGUCAUAAAGCCAAGCAGCGUCACAGGGAGCGCGUGCGGCACAGCGAGCGAGGAGGCGAGGGCGGGGCUAAGGAGGUGGGCGGGGCCAUGCGGCAGUGUCUGGGACCAGGAUGUGUCCAACCGGCGAGGACCAACUCCAAGUACUGUUCUGACGACUGUGGCAUGAAGCUGGCCACCAAUCGUAUCUAUGAGAUCCUGCCUCAGAGGAUCCAGCAGUGGCAGCAGAGUCCGUGCGUUGCCGAGGAGAUGGGGCGGAGACAGCUGGAGCGAAUCAGGAAGGAGCAGCAGGCGGCGAGGCUCCGUCUCACGCUGAUGGAGAAACGCUUCCACGAGCUGGAAGGCAUCAUCGCCAACGCCAAACAGCAGCAGGUCCAACACCACGAGGAGGUGACAGAAGGUGACGGUGACGACACAGACCUUCAGAUCUUCUGUGUUUCCUGCAGUCAUCCCGUGAACCCGAAGGUGGCGCUGAGACACAUGGAGCGAUGCUACGCUAAGUAUGAGAGUCAGACAUCAUUUGGUUCCAUGUACCCAACACGAAUUGAGGGGGCGACCCGGCUGUUCUGUGAUGUGUAUAACCCUCAGAGUAAGACGUACUGUAAGCGGCUGCAGGUUUUGUGUCCUGAACACUCCCGAGAUCCAAAGAUCCCAGCAGACGAGGUGUGUGGCUGUCCUCUGGUGAAAGACGUCUUCGAGCCGACCGGAGAGUUCUGUCGACUGUCUAAGAGGAAGUGUAACAAACAUUACUGCUGGGAGAAACUUCGCCGCGCAGAGGUCGACCUCGAGAGAGUCCGAGUGUGGUAUAAGCUGGACGAGCUGUUUGAGCAGGAGAGGAACUUGAGGACAGCGAUGACGAAUCGAGCCGGUUUAUUGGCUCUGAUGCUGCACCAGACCAUCCAACACGACCCAAUCACAACCGACCUGCGCUCUGCCAAGGACAGGUAGACAGACAGACAGACAGACAGACAGACAGGUAGACAGGUAGACAGAGCUCUUCUGUUUGAAAUGUGUUUGAAUAUUUCAGUCUGAGAACAUGCACGCUACAGAGCCGUCUGUCUCUGUGUAGCUCGGUUGAUGUCAGUAUUAUCUCCUGCAGAGUUCAGAGUCAUCUUUAACGUUUCUAUACUGUUUUAUUCCUGAAGAACUACACUACCCAUAACUCCCCCAGUCGGAGACGUAAACCACUACAGUCCAACAGAAUCAAGUGUUCAAUAAUCUAUAAAACAAUACGUCAUUAUAAAAUAAAUACAGAGAAAAUAUGUGAUGUUUAUAUUCUGCAAUACAUGUUUAAUCCUUUCACAAUAAGAGCGUAUUGCAGGUUAUUCCAGACAUAAAGUACUUUUUUCAUCCUCAUGACUAACUGCAUCAUUACAGCACAUUAAUAUGAAUCAAUAUAACUCAAAUGAGAAGCACAACACUACGAUUUCAUCAUGAAGUCUUUAAAUCAGGAGUGUCCAACUCAACUUCUCUAAGAGCCAGACACGCAGAGUUUAUUAACAUGCUUUUAUUUCAUCGAAA
Messenger RNA from Sander lucioperca (pikeperch), 2586 nucleotides. It is a transcript of the gene cxxc1a, whose product is annotated as CXXC finger protein 1a. Lineage: Eukaryota; Metazoa; Chordata; Actinopteri; Perciformes; Percidae. The transcript has 14 exons. The coding region runs from base 130 to 2013 and encodes 627 amino acids. Gene Ontology annotation, biological process: positive regulation of DNA-templated transcription. Gene Ontology annotation, cellular component: Set1C/COMPASS complex. The record is from RefSeq and is a predicted model, not a curated record. Gene Ontology annotation, molecular function: DNA binding; zinc ion binding.